This is a messenger RNA of Daucus carota subsp. sativus, 1400 nucleotides long. RefSeq lists its product as uncharacterized. Lineage: Eukaryota; Viridiplantae; Streptophyta; Magnoliopsida; Apiales; Apiaceae. Gene Ontology annotation, biological process: L-arginine biosynthetic process. Gene Ontology annotation, cellular component: chloroplast thylakoid; cytoplasm. The record is from RefSeq and is a predicted model, not a curated record. Gene Ontology annotation, molecular function: L-glutamate N-acetyltransferase activity, acting on acetyl-CoA as donor; ATP binding; acetylglutamate kinase activity. The transcript has a single exon. The coding region runs from base 97 to 1125 and encodes 342 amino acids.
ACACCCCCAAACUUUGUUUUGGCAGAGAAACUGGUGCAUCUUGUCUGAUUUUACACACACCGUAUAAAACACACACUCAGCUUCAACUCAUCAACAAUGGCGGCCAAAGCUUUACUCCUCCCCAAAUCACUCCCUCUCCAAAACCCACCUCCAAAACCCCUCAUAAACCCUAACCCCACUCACCUCCACUUCACCACCAAACCCAAAUCCCCAAUCUCUCUCCCACCCCUCAAAUCCACCUCCAUUUCUCAACCCGACCCGCUUGUCACAACCCCACCAAAGACCCGCGUCCGCAUCCUCUCCGAAGCGCUCCCCUUCAUCCAGAAGUUUCGGAACAAGACUAUUGUGGUCAAGUACGGCGGCGCUGCCAUGAAAUCAGGUGAUCUCCAGGCUUCUGUUAUUGCUGAUCUUGUUUUGUUGUCGUGUGUUGGUAUGCGUGUUGUUUUUGUUCAUGGAGGUGGCCCGGAGAUUAAUCUUUGGCUUUCGAAGCUCGGGAUUAAGCCGAAUUUCCUUAAUGGGUUGAGGGUUACUGAUGCUUCUACUAUGGAAAUUGUGUCUAUGGUUUUGAUUGGGAAAGUUAAUAAAAUGUUGGUUAGUUUGGUUAAUAAGGCGGGAGGGACUGCGGUGGGGUUAUCGGGGAUUGAUGGGAGGUUACUGACUGCUUCCCCUGCGGUAAAUGCAGAAGAGCUGGGGUUUGUGGGGGAUAUAGCGUCCGUUGAUUCGGGUGUUAUAAGGCCUUUGAUUGAUAAUGGGUGUAUUCCGGUGAUUGCGUCUGUGGCAGCUGAUGGGAAUGGGCAAAUGUAUAAUAUUAAUGCAGAUACGGUGGCGGGGGAGUUGGCUGCGGCUUUGGGUGCGGAGAAGUUGAUAUUGUUGACGGAUGUUGUCGGGAUUUUGGAGGAUAGGAAUGAUGUAGGGAGUUUGGUGAAGGAGAUUGAUAUUAAGGGUGUUAAGAAGAUGAUGGCGGAGGGGAAGAUUGCAGGUGGGAUGAUUCCGAAGGUGAAUUGUUGUAUCAGGUCGCUUGCACAAGGGGUGAGGACUACGAGUAUUAUUGAUGGUGGGUUGGAACAUUCGUUGUUGCUUGAGAUUUUGACGGAUGAAGGGGCUGGAACUAUGAUUACUGGGUAAUAUUGUUUUAAUUUUUCUGUUUUGGAGUCGUAAAGAUUUUAUCUUUAGUCUCUGGCGUUUUGUUAUAAUUUCAAAUCAUCUAACUAGUGUUUACUGAGAUGAAGUUUACGGUGUAGUCUUGGCUGCAAUUGUUAUGUCCGGUAAUAUGAUUACCUAUAUGAGUUAUUACACGAGGCUAAUGUUUUCAUUGUAGUUGUAUAACCUUCUGUAAAAGAGCUUUGUUGUGGUAAAAGAGUAGUGCCAUUUUUUUAAUAAAUGUCCAAUUUUGAGGCCUA